Molecule: messenger RNA, 2164 nt
Organism: Suricata suricatta (meerkat)
Lineage: Eukaryota; Metazoa; Chordata; Mammalia; Carnivora; Herpestidae
Gene: MREG
Product: melanoregulin
Exons: 5
Coding region: 42-686 (214 amino acids)
Biological process (GO): melanosome transport; melanocyte differentiation
Cellular component (GO): melanosome
Source: RefSeq, a predicted model, not a curated record
CGUCUCCCGGUGUGCCGGCGCCGCGGGGCGCCUCGCUCCCCAUGGGGCCGCGGGACUGGCUGAGGGCCGUGUGCUGCUGCUGCCCGUGCAGGUGCCUGGAGGGGCCCGCCGCGCCCGAGAAGGAGCCCCUGGUCAGUGAUAGCAAUCCAUAUUCUUCCUUUGGAGCAACCCUGGUGAGAGAUGAUGACACGAACCUGUGGAGCACGCCUCAUGACGUGUCACACACGGAGGCCGACGACGACCGAAUGCUGUACAAUCUGAUAGUCGUCCGAAACCAGCAGGCCAAAGACUCCGAGGAGUGGCAAAAACUCAAUUAUGAUAUCUACACCCUGCGACAGAUUCGGAGGGAAGUGAGGAACAGAUGGAAACGCAUUUUAGAAGAUUUAGGUUUUCAAAAGGAAGCAGACUCUUUGCUGUCAGUGACGAAACUCAGCACCAUCAGUGAUUCCAAAAACACGAGGAAAGCUCGGGAGAUCUUGUUAAGACUGGCUGAAGAAACCAAUAUUUUUCCAGCAAGUUGGGAGCUUUCAGAGAGAUAUCUCUUUGUUGUGGAUCGUCUUAUUGCUCUUGAUGCAGCAGAAGAGUUCUUCAAAAUUGCCAGUCGAACUUAUCCCAAGAAGCCUGGGGUCCCAAGUCUGGCAGAUGGCCAGAAAGAACUGCACCACCUUCCAUUUCCAAGUCCCUAAAGGAGAGGCUGGGAGGCAGAAUUGGGAUUCCCCCACAGGCACUUAGGAGCCAGCCCACGUCGGACAAAUGCAUACAGGAGACUGGAAACAAGUGGAGGGCUAGUUAAAUGAAAACCAAUUCUAAAUCCUAUAAAAAAAAAUUAAGAGAUUGGAUAUCUGGUCUUCAUGGGGAUGCUACUGUAGGAAAAGUCCAGGUUGCAUUGAAACAGCCUGGUGAUCUUGCAUCAGGGAGUUAGUGAAGGUGAUAUUUCCUCAUGGGUGAUUAGGAUUCAAGAGUCCAGUGUCCCCAUUUUGGUUUUAGUUUUACAAUAAGCCCUGUCGCUAAGCCUCUUGGGGGAAUGGAGUGUUUUAGUUAAGAAAACUACAAGAUCGAUAGAGCUAUCGUUGAACCUAAAUAUAGAUUACUGAAUUUUAAAUAAUUGUUAUAUAGUAUAGGCUAAUGCUAAAAUAAUGCCAGGCAUUAUGUGAUCUUUCUUUGAUUUGGAAGAUUCUCCAGAACUUUGGAGGUGUCAGAAGCAUCAUUUUGGAUAUAAGUUAUGAUUGUUCAGAGGUUUAGAUACCACAGAUAAUGGAAAUAUCUAAGAGUGCUGCCAAGAAGGGAAUUCCAAAUAGAUCCAUCCCAGGCAGAGCUUCUCAGCUCUGUCUUCAGUAGUGGGACAUGCGUCCUAAAUUCUCAACAUCAGCAAUACCUGUUACCUCAUUUUUGCAUAUUGUCCAUUUCUAGACCACAAGCCCUUGAUAUUUUAUCUGGAAUAGCCUCUGUACACUGGGAUGUUUGGCCUCCACUUCCUUCUCUUCUCUUUAAUCUAUUUCUGGCUUCUUGGCUGUGAGCGGCACCUGCCCACUGACGUCUAGCACAGACUUGUCUCUCUGCAUCUGCAGGAAAGAUUGCACGGACGAAGGUCAUUGCUGUACUUUCUUCCAUUUGGAAGAGGAUUUCCAAGAUGGAGUAACGCUGCCAAUACAGCUUGCUUCUAGCCACAGACUCAAAAGUUACUUGCCACUCAGGCAAGGAGCUUGCCAGGAAAUCAUGGCUCAUGUUAUUGAAAAGACUUUCAGAACCUGUAGGAUUUACCCAUCUAUUGCUGACAACAAUGGCAAUAUUUUUACUUUCCCAGACUUUGCUCUUCUACCUUCAUGUGAAAAGGAACUUGAAUUUAGUCUGUCCAGGGGACUGUGACUUGAAGAUUUUCUGACUAGGUCUUUUGGUAGUGUACACGAUGUUUGAAAUACUUGUUAGAGGAGACACACGUUCUCCAUUUAUUAAUGCAUUGCAGACCAAUUUAACUGAUGUGUUUCAGGAAGAUUCUUUCUAGUUUAGUAAGUAAGCUAAAAGUUUUAUUUUUUAUAUUUAAUGCUUACUCUUUCUCUCGUAUCAUUUAAAAUGAGCCUGCAGAUAAUUUCCCUCACUUCUGUAGGUUCUUGUGAGAUAAACAUAGAACAGUGAAAUAAACAAAUAAAAACAAAAGUGAACAAAA